CUAAUCAAAUACUCAAGUGAUCGAUGCCGUCUCAUGAUCUCAUCGUGUCACCGAUGAUGGAUCAUCCAAUCCCAUCUAAUUAGAGAGCUUAGCUAGGCAGCGACCCAACUGAAAGAACCCUAUCAUGCACCAAGCAUGCAUGCUUCGCAAAUCGCUUUCGUCUCUACUUAUAAAUCUCACGUCAACCACCUCCUCUCCGUCGAUGCAAAUGGUUGGUUGGUCUGUUUGAUUGGUUUGGUCGAAUUGGUUCGCCAUUGCCAUGUCCUUGAAGCUGCCGGAGCGGCCGGCAGCUGCGGGUGGUGCUGUUCUUGGUCGCGAUCACCAUGUCGUCGCCGGCGGCGCCGCCGCCUGAGCUGAGCACAGGUGGUGGUGAUGGCGGCGGUUCGGUCGGCGUGCCCGGCACGGCGAGCUCCAACUUCACGCUGCUGUACAUCAUCAUCGCCGUCCUCGUCAGCGUGAUACUGUACAUGGCCAUCCGGUACGGGCGGGCGGUGAUGUCGGAGUGGAGGCAGUUGCAGCACGGUGGCGGCGGCGGGCGGCACCGGCACGGCGAGCCGCACGCCGCGCUGCUCGGGCUGAGCUCCGACGACAUCGACGCGCUCCCCACGUUCACGUACCGGGCGGCGGCGCGGGGGGCGGCGUCGCCGCCGGUGAUGGGGGGUGGCGGCGGGAGGAGGGGCGGCGGCGGCAGCGGCAAGGGGAAGGGGACGGCGGCGGCGAUGGUGGUGGUGGAGUGCGUGGUGUGCCUGCAGGAGCUGGCCGACGGCGACGUGGUGCGCGUGCUGCCGUCGUGCAGGCACUUCUUCCACGGCGGCUGCAUCGACCUCUGGCUGCGCGCGCACUCCACGUGCCCGGUGUGCCGCGCGCACCCGGAGCCCGACGGCGUCCGGCUGAGCGACGCCGCCGUCUCGCCGCCGCUGCCGCAGCUGCGCCGCUGCGGCCUGUCGCCGGAGCGGCCCACGGCGUCGCGCGUCCUGGCGGACAUCCUGGCACUGUCGUCGUCCCCGCUGAGAGGCAACACCACCUCGACCAGCGCCGCCGGACCGAAGGAGACGACCACGUCCAAGUCGCCAUCGCCGGUGCAAACGGCGUUCAACUACGUGGCCUCGCGUUCGCCGUCUCCCACGACGUACCGCAGGCUGAACGACCGGUGGUCGAGCUCGCCACCACCACCACCACAGCCGACACACAUGCCGGAGGUCGUGGUUGUCCGGUCGAAGUCGCCGUCGCCGUCGCCGGUAGGUCGUCUGAGUCGGCAGGCGUCGGCGGCGAGGGGCGUCGCCGUCGCCGGGUGGCUGCAAGGGGUGGAUGCAAGUGAAACCACGUCGGCAGCGGCAUCGGCAUCGGCAUCGCAGGUCGUGGCGCUGUCGAGGGAAGGUGGCCGAUCGCGGUCGCCGUCACCGUCGCCGGUGCCACAUUAAUAACGAGGCUGCAGAAGAGACGCCAGGAUAAGGCUAGCAUGACAGGGAAUUUGAUUUGAUUCUUCUCCUUGUUUUUAUUUGAUCUUCAUUUUAUUAGCUCUUCAAUUAGAAGCGUGUGUGCUUAGGUUUGCUCUCUAGUCACAUUGUCUUAUUACAUUAGAAAAAAAAAGAAAAUACAUGUAUACCAAGAGAAAAUUCCUCGUGUGUGUUUUGAGUUUUCCCUUAAUUUUCACUGAA
This is a messenger RNA of Oryza brachyantha (malo sina), 1658 nucleotides long. RefSeq names its product receptor homology region, transmembrane domain- and RING domain-containing protein 1-like. The transcript has a single exon. The record is from RefSeq and is a predicted model, not a curated record. Lineage: Eukaryota; Viridiplantae; Streptophyta; Magnoliopsida; Poales; Poaceae. The coding region runs from base 324 to 1421 and encodes 365 amino acids.